This is a messenger RNA of Branchiostoma belcheri (Belcher's lancelet), 2170 nucleotides long. Its product is annotated as protein GPR107-like. The record is from RefSeq and is a predicted model, not a curated record. Gene Ontology annotation, cellular component: Golgi apparatus; membrane. The transcript has 15 exons. Gene Ontology annotation, biological process: transport. Bases 42 to 2054 code for a protein of 670 amino acids. NCBI's taxonomy places the organism in Eukaryota, Metazoa, Chordata, Leptocardii, Amphioxiformes, Branchiostomatidae.
UGGACCAGCAUGCUUUGCUCCCAUUACGUCACUUUAACAAAAUGGCGUCGCGAAAAUUUUCUUUGAAAGUGCUGCGGAUUUUUCUGGUCAUUUCUACGUUUCUGUGGGCUUCAGAUGGCAGGAAACACCACUUGGUCCUCCAGGGUGAGAAGAGAUCCUAUGUGGACCUGAGCACGUUUGGUUUCCUGAAGGGAGGAACUCUGUCAGUCCAGGUGACAGGAUUCAGGGUCCAUGUACCUACACCCUUACCAAAUAUGGACUCAAUGUUUGGCCUAAGUUUGGACAAGACAAACAGCGAUGGGUUAUCCAACUAUCUGGAGAACAUGUCAGAAGACUGUAUAAUGAACAAGGUGAAGCAGGUGGGAGGGAAGGAUGAUGACCUGACUGUGGUGCUGUUCACCUUCAACCUCAGUAACAGCACGGUCACCCUCAGAAGAAUAGGAGACAAUCUGAAGGCCCUGGACAUCUACCACAACGAGACGGAAUACAACAUGUACAAGUCACACAGAGUGCCUCCCAGUGGGGGCAAGUCACUCAGGAAGAUGGUCAAAACUAAAAGACAGGCAGAAGAAACCGAGAAGACUGAGAAAAAACCUGCAGGUCCAGAAGAAACUGACCCAAAAGACAAAACUCAAGAUACACAAGAAGACACAAAAACAGAUAACCAGCCUGAUCAGACGGAGACUGAAGAAAAGGGAAAGGAAAAAGCUGAGGAUGACACCAAGACAGAAGACGACACAGCCAAAGAACAAGACAAGGAAGCUGAGAUCACAGAAGAUACGGAUAAAAAGGCAGAAGAGAAGGAUGAAGAGAAUAAUGAUGAAGACGAUGAGAAAUCGAAACAGACAGAAGAAGAAGAAGAGAAAGCAGAGGAUGACAGUCCUGAUGUUGCUGAACCCCUGAUGGAACACUCCUUACUGUACAAUCUCCCCAUGGGACAGGAGAAGGUCAAGGAAGUAGUCUACAAUUUGACGUUCUUUGUGGCGAUCCGUGAACUAGAAGAGGAAGGUCUGUACAACCUGAGGUUCCACAACUGUUAUAACAAACACUCGUCAGCGGAGGACAGCAAGGCUAAAGUCACCAUCAGUAUGCAGGUGGACGUGGUGGAGAUGAACAACAACAACUACCUGUCUGCUGGGGAGAUCCCCCUCCCCCCGGUGUACCUGACCAUGAUGGCAGUUUUCUUCCUGACUGGAUGUCUGUGGAUUCAUGUACUCAGGAAGAGGAAGGGAGAUGUGUUCAAGAUACAUUACCUGAUGGCAGCUCUGGUCAUGGUCAAGGCCAUAUCACUCAUGUUCCACGCAGUGAACUAUCACUUCAUUGCUGUUGAAGGAUCACCAGAGGAGGCCUGGGCUGUCCUGUACUACAUUGUGUACCUGACGAGAAGCCUUCUGCUGCUCAUUUCGAUUGUGCUGAUUGGUACGGGGCUGACGUUCCAUAACCAUAUCCUCCCCGCGGACAGUCGGAACGUCCGCGCCCUGUGUCUGCUCGUACUGCCGCUGCAGGUUCUGGCCAACGUUGCCUACAUCAUCACAGAGUCUACAGAAGAAGGGAACUCUCAGUACCGGCUGUGGCGGGAGGUGUUUAUCCUGGUGGACCUGCUGUGCUGUGGAGCUAUCCUGUUCCCUGUAGUCUGGUCCAUACGACACCUUCAGGAGGCCUCCCAGACUGACGGGAAAGCCGCCAUCAGUCUACAGAAGCUGAAGCUCUUCAGGCAUUUCUAUGUCAUGAUUGUUUGCUACAUAUACUUCACAAGAAUAAUAGUCUACCUGUUGAAGAUCACAGUGCCGUUCCAGUAUGAGUGGCUGGGUCAGUUCUUUGCGGAGCUGGCCACGUACGUGUUCUUUGUCAUGACGGGUUACAAGUUCCGCCCCGCCUCCAACAACCCCUACCUACAAGUCUCACAGGAAGACGAGGACAUCGAGAUGGAAGAAGUUGUGACAGAAACAGGCUGGAACGAGGGCGUGGUCAGGGUCAACCAGGGGGGCAAGGUCACCAGCACCCAGGAUGGCCUGGCCAAUCCCAAGCCACGAGACAACAGCCAUGACGCCUAAGCAAGCAGCUGUGUCGUUGGACAGUGUGAGAAAAAAGUGAGAAAGACUUCUUGCCAGGAGAUUGCACAUUGAGGAAAACUUUAAAAUUUGAAGAGAAAUUCAAAGGCAUCCAAAUG